AUGGAUCUAGAAGAAUGCUCGACCAACAACGAAAAACCACAUAUUCAACUACUCCAUGAUGAAAAGAACUGUGUCGGGCUUUCUCGUCUGCCUUUCCGAUCGUCGCUCAUUUCUUCGGCUGCGAUGCCUCUUUUAGUCAUGAUCAGCUUGCUUCUUUUGCAGCCAGUAGCCUCGCAGACACCCUAUCGGACGUGUUAUGAGGCCCUAAGUAGUGCCGAUGGUGAUCGAAAUAGUGUUCUGACGCAGGCAGAAUACGUCGAGUCCUUGAGGAUUUUGACCUUUGGUGCAGUCAGCGUCAACUCCUACGAAAAUCUUUCCGAAGAGCUAAAAUCGGGUUUCACCUUUCGUGCUCCAGACGGUUCACCGGGAGUCGACAUAAGUGAAGUAGCAUCCAGUAGUAGCUCCAGUAUGUCCCUAUUUUGCACCAGUAUAUACGCUGGUCUCGUGGAAAGCCUAGGUAUUGCAACUUCUCAACAAGCUUGCUUCAUUGCCAUGUCCGUUGGUGAUAUUGGACGAGACGAUGCUCUGGCAGCCGAGCCGGAUUUUGUCCGAUAUGCUAACCAGAUGGCGGGAGGGUCCUACGGAAUUUCCAUUUCCUUUGCAUCUUUACCGCCACCCCUGCAAGCGGUCUACAACGACUUUUCAGACGGUGAUAAUGGGAUUCCGGUCAUCGGUUCCAAACCGGGCACGACGCCAACAAUCGAAGACCAGAGCUUUUUAACCAAUCUUUGUCGACAGACCGCUGUGGCUGUUGUUGCGGGGGAACAGCCAAUGGCUACACCAGCAACCAUGGCUGGAACGACUCCGGCCACGUCAGCACCUGUUUCUUCUCCAACAGACGGCGCUGGAUCUAUCACUCCCCUUUUUACGUUUUCCGAUUGCACAACGGCGAUGCUGGUGUCCGAUUUGAACCGUGAUGAUUUCUUCGCCCAAGCGGAGUAUUUAAGAUUCUUAAAUCGACUAACUACCAACGCAUUUUCUGAUCAGACGUUCGGUACGCUUCCCAGUCGACUCCAGAGUAACUACAACGUCUUGGCAACUAAGGAUGGUCAGAUUCCAGUCAACGGGUCUAAGCCAGGUUCUGCGCCGAGUGCUGAGGAAUUAGCAAGCCUGGAAAAUGUCUGCGAUUCCACGGAAACAGCCUUACGUGAGGAAAACAGCGGCGGAGGCGUAGUUCCAACGUUUGCUCCUACCAUGACAACGUCCGGGAUAACUAUGGCUCCAGUGCCAACUGAGCAGACGACCGGUAGUCCGGAUCCCGUUGCCAUCCCAACACUUCGUCCAGUCGCAGCUCCAUCAGUACCGACUAUUCCUUUUAAUAUCUGCACACUCAAUAUGGCCACGUCGGAUUUGGAUCGGAGUGGUAGUCUUAGCUCGAACGAGUAUUUUAAUUUUGUCAACAAAAUUGCUGGAAAUACUUAUGAUGGCUUAACAUUUGACACCUUACCCGAUGCCGUGCAAGAGGCUUUUGAUGGUCUAUCUGAUGGCAAAUUGAUUGACGUUUCGGGCUCGUUUCCAGGUCAACGUCCCAAUGAGGCACGUGAAGCCGAACUGGAGGCCAUUUGUGCUACCUCCUUGGAGGCGAUAUACGGUCCUCCGCUUGUGACCGCCACGACGACACCAUCAGUAGACCCCGCUCCAACAACGUCACCAAGCGCUGCGCAAGUCCAGAACAUAACAGUGUUCAACGGCUUUUAUAUCUUCAAUGUCAAGGGUGUUCGAGCAGCUACUUUGAUUUCAGGUCAAAAUCGAGAUGGGCUGAACCGUGGGUACGAAGCUUUUGUCAGGAACAUCACGGCCGAGUUUAUAGCAACUACACAGGUGCCCGGCGAGCCUCAGCGGCAUCUUCGAUCGCGCCAUUUAGAAGAACCAGGCCUGGCGCCCGAGGCGGCACGAAUUUACGAAAUAGAUGAUGUUGACUGUCCUCCUGUAAUCAACGUCGAGAGUACUUUUUGUCAAAUAGUGUACGCAGAGUUCGAGGUACACCACAUUCGAGAGCCGGCCGCUGAUGCAUUUUUUGAAUCUUUGACGAGGAUAACUCAAGACGCAAUUGUCGGCGACAAGACUGGUCUUAAUGCUUUUGUGCUCGCGGCAAAUCCCUAUUCGGAUGUGGAGGUUUUGGGACCGGCCGAACAGCUUCGUCCGAUCAACCUACCCGGGGUUCAAGAACCCGUUCCAGGCAACCCUGUCGGAGCAGAAAGCGGAGGCAACCAAGCAGGCCUUAUUGCGGGUAUUUUCGUCGCGAUUGCAGUCAUCGUAACCGUAGCAGGAAUUGUACACUACCGUAAACGGAAAGGUGACAGUUAUGGUUUGAACUCAGGUUUCAGUACGCCAUCCUUUUUCAAGCGAAAACCAAAGUCAAAUCCAAAUGUACCAGAAGUCAAUUCAUUGGGGAGCGCGCAAAAUCAUGGCGAGCAUCACGAUUUAGAAGACGGAUUCGGGCGCUUUGAAACCAUUGAAACCAAAUCUCCUAUGAAACCUGGCGGAAUGGCAGGCUUCUUCGGGGGUUCGCAUCAUAGUAAAUCUGGAUCGGACGACGAGGAAAGCGGAGGAUUUAGUGUACAGGAACAGUCACCAAUCAAACGAGAUGCACGAAAUGCUCUAGGAGACAUUGAAGUAUCCGACAAUGGCCAUUUGAAAGGAAACGCUUUCGGUGGGUUCGGUUUUGGAAAGAAAAAAUUGAACAAACUUCAACACUCUACCAACGAGCUCGAUAGUAGUGAAUACGACGACAAUGAAGACGAUUUCGCGAAUUAUGGAUUUGAAGAGCCGGAAGAGCAGCGCCAUGAUUCUGUGGGGGACAUGUUUGAUAUUCUCAAUCAAAAUGAAGGAGAAACAGACUGGGAUCCCCAACACGUUUCUAGCGCAGCAUGGCAUGGAGACGUCAAAGGUACCUGGGGGGCCCAAGGCCACAACCAUGACUUCGGUGACGACCAUACCGUUUCACAAAGCGGUUCGGAGAGCCAGAGCCACGAUAACGAAGAGGAAUCCGGAAGCUACUCAGAGGAUGAUGAUUCCGGCUCGAGUGAUGACAACUCGUACAACGGAGACGAUGGUGAUGACACGACUCGACGAACUCGAGAACCUUUAAAUUCUCGUGCCAUUGGCGCGAGCGUCACGGAGAACAUGCGGCACCUCGACGCAAUGGUGCAUCAUGGGCACUGGAAUGGUUUUGUUCAGAAAACUGCGGAGCUUGCGGAAGAUCGAAGCGAAGGCUCUGAAGACAAAAGCGAAGAAGAGUCGUUUUCCGGCUCAGGGACAAGUAGGACAGACUCUUUUGUGGAUGAUGGACUAGAUGGGGGUGAAGAUGGUCUGAGCUUGAACUCUACUGAGAAGUCUACACGAGAAAAGUAUAGACUUCAAGUGGAACAAUUGGUUCAAAAAGUUGCACCAGAGGAGUCAGACAACAUAAAUGCAAUGUUCGACAAAUUUCUUGGCCGAGAGGCUGAGCUCUUACAGACGUUAGAAUCCAUGAAUGAUCGUUCCGCUUCGCAAAGAGCCCGAAAAGCAGUACACAGGUCGAAAGCUUUUCCUCAACAAUCUGGGCGGCUUUCUGCGGGAGGGUUGGAUGGUUCGGCCGCCAUUGCAGCAGCUAGUACACUUGGUGGUGGAUUCUACGAUAAAGGUGAUGAUGAGCACGAUGAAAAUCGUAGCAGUGACGAGAACAGUCACUCAUAUGAAAGCAGUGAUGAAUUUAGCGGCAAUGCUAGUGGCAGCGGCAGCUACGAAGAUGGUCAAGGAAGCCACCGUUCAGACAUCUACAACAAGCCGGAAGGGAGCUCCCGCUCUGGUUCCGCAAGCUUUGACGUUGUUGAUGGGAGCUACCGUUCCGAGUCUGGGAGUUAUGAUGAUGCAGGUAGCGAUAGCUAUGCCUCUGAUAGCGGCAGCGAUGAAAACUCAUAA
Phaeodactylum tricornutum CCAP 1055/1 is the source of this 3903-nucleotide messenger RNA. RefSeq lists its product with no specific name. Bases 1 to 3903 code for a protein of 1300 amino acids. Lineage: Eukaryota; Bacillariophyta; Bacillariophyceae; Surirellales; Neidiaceae. The record is from RefSeq and is a predicted model, not a curated record. The transcript has a single exon.